Topomyia yanbarensis is the source of this 6140-nucleotide messenger RNA. It is a transcript of the gene pico, whose product is annotated as abnormal cell migration protein 10. Lineage: Eukaryota; Metazoa; Arthropoda; Insecta; Diptera; Culicidae. The transcript is spliced from 5 exons. The coding region runs from base 583 to 3669 and encodes 1028 amino acids. Gene Ontology annotation, biological process: signal transduction. The record is from RefSeq and is a predicted model, not a curated record.
GUCUAUCCUUUUCAGUGUACUUGGUAGGUUGUAGAUUGUUGGUUUUCGUAAGUCUAUGUUGUAGAGUGAUCGAGUUUUAACUGUCGUGUUUUGCGUAAACUUUAAUCUUGAUUAUUGAUUAUUAGCGCCACGGGACCGUUGUCGGAAAUUAUAACCCAUUCGGUGAAGUGUUUUUCUUGAGAGAUAUAAGUGAAGUUGUUUCUUGGCAAAUAUACGCUCGAUAAGGAUUGGCUAUAUCAGUGUGUUAUAAUGCGACAGUGCUUAUUUUGUCGUAUGGAGAUUCUCUCUGAAUAAAGGAUGAAUCGUAUACGCCCAGUUUCGCAAUUGUGUGUGAUGUCUUUCGUUUCCGUUUAAUUAGUACAGAAGAUUCGUGUUGUGAAAUCUGUAAUAAUUGGCUAUAUAAGGCAUUAUGGAAUUCCGGUGGUACCUGAUAACAAAAUGAUGGAGGUUGGCAAACAUGGAAAAGUGACAACCAUAGGAGUUAAACAGUUGCCGAUAAGACCAUAACAACAUUAGUUACAGCAAAGAUCAUUAACUCAGUUUACUCUGCAGAACUUGCUAACAUUUAAGAGCGCAUUCACAAUGACAUCGUGUUUAACCGAGGAUCCGGAUAAGCUGUUAAACGAAUGGCUUGGCGAGCUGGAGAAUCUUAUUGGCGGUUUAGAAAUUUCAAAUCCAGCCGUUGCAGCUUCAGUCACUAGAUUGCGUCCCAAAAGUAAUACCUCAACCGAGCGCACUGAUUCAUAUCGCUUCUCAAUGGCGAACUUGGAGGAAACACAUGAAGCUGAGUUGGAUGCAAUCCUAGGAGAACUCAGUUUGUUGGAGCAGCGAGGCGAAUUACGUCAGGGUCGAACCCACUGUCGUACUAAUUCUACGAUUUCAGCAGCUACAAAUACAACAAUUUCGUCUGAGAGUGGCUGCAGCAGCGUUCCAGAUAGUACUGCUAGUAUAAGCAGUUUGCGAGAGCCUCGAACAGACAGUCCAGACAAUGACUCCGCGUUCAGUGAUACCGUUUCACUCAUGUCAAGUGAAUCGUCUGCAUCCAGUAGUGUUAGUUCGCAUUUGAAGAAUCUACAACAGAAUGUCCAGAAUGCGGUUGAUUCUGGAAAGCAAGCAAAAAUUCAUCUCGCGCUACAAAAGUUGGAACAAGCUACAGUAAGACGACUUUUCGUGAAGGCCUUUUCGGCUGACGGCGCGUCAAAAUCGUUACUGGUAGAUGAAACGAUGACCUGUGGACAUGUUACGCGGUUGCUCGCCGACAAGAACCACGUUCAGAUGGAACCGAGCUGGGCGAUCGUUGAACAUCUGCCAGAAUAUCAAAUGGAAAGAUUGUUCGAAGAUCACGAGCUUCUGGUCGACAAUUUGAUGUUAUGGAGCAGGGAUUCGAAGAAUAAAGUUCUAUUUCUGCAGCGUCUUGACAAAGUUUCGCUCUUCAAGUCGCCGGAAUUGUUUCUUCCGGGAACACAGAUGGCGCCUGGAAGUGACCACGACGAGCACACUAGGGUGAUGCUUCUAGAUGAGUUCUUCUCCAGCUUGAACCAAAUUCCACUAGAAGGACCACUGUAUUUAAAGAGUGAUUCUAAGAAGGGUUGGAAAAAGUAUCAUUUCGUAUUGCGCGCAUCUGGUCUGCACUACUAUCCUAAGGAGCAGAAACUGCGUUCGGUGAAGGAUCUUCUAUGCUUGGCUCUAUUUGCUGGUCAUGAGGUUUAUCGAGGAUUAGGUUGGAAGAAGAAGCAUAAAGCACCGACAGAUUUCACAUUUGCGCUGCGAUGCCCGAAAGUUCCACCGGGUGCUAAAGGUAUACGAUCAGUGAAGAUGCUUUGUGCCGAGGACGCGGCUAUGUUAGAAACGUGGAUCACGGCAAUCAGGGUUACCAAGUAUGGUAAAAAAUUGCUCGAUAACCAUCGAUCACUGACCGAAGAUUUAGCUCGAGAAGAGUUAGAUAAACUUUCUUCUGCCCGUAGUGGAUCUAUAGGCAGCAUUGUAUCCUCGGUUCCUUCUCAGUGCAGCAGUAGCAGUAGUAACAGUAGUGGCAGUGGUACCAAUCAUUUAGUUCCUGUUCAUAACAACGGUCGAUUGUCACGGGCUUCGAGUUCCAGCUCGAGCGGAUGCUUAUCAGAUGAAAAUAAUGGAUUCGAUUCUGAAUUUCCUACUGGAACAAUCAAGCGAAAGCCAUCGAUGAAACCAAAUCUUCCACUGACUUCGAUGACCAGACAGUUGAAAGAAGUAGGUGAAACUACUCGAUUAACUGAUUCCUCACCUACCUCACCGGAACGAGGAGGAACACUAACCAGGCGCCACAGUCGACGAAGAAGUGAGGAGAGCAACAAUAGUGGAACAUUAAAGCGUAAACCUGCUAAUAAUCGUGGAUCAAUAGAGAGUAUGAGCUCUGCUGCUUCGACACCGACACCAACACCAACUAAUAGCGUUCCAGGAACUCCGGUAAAUCAACAACAGAUGCCAACAUUAGUCAUAAAUAACAACUUACUGAAUAGUAUCAAUAGUACUAAUCAAAGGACUAAUAUAUCUUCUCCAAUGCCAACGAAACCAAUAACUUCCUUAGAGGCUAUGCCUUCGUGUAUGACCGAUUCAACAUUCUCACUGCCGCCUCCGCCGGAUGAUCUCGGAACAAACUUUUCCGGUUCGACCUUAUCGCUGGACUCGCUACCCCCGCCACCUCCGCCAAAUGAACUAGAUAAUAGUUUCAGUGGAUCUCAAUUGUCGUUAGUUAGUAUGCAAAUGCCAUUGCCUCCCCCGCCACCUCCACCAAAUGUAGUAUCCAUGCAAUCCCACCCAAUAGUAGAGGAAAAUGCUAAGAUUUACCAAGCCGCGGCACCUGCGAUUUCACCGGUGGUUACAACAUCGCAAACCGUAACUUCAACAAAUGAGAAUCUUGAAGUUACUACCAACAUUAAACAGUCGAUCAUGAAAUUCAACAGUCAAACUCUUCCAUCGCCCAUUACUAACUGUAAUGGUAUAAAAAUCGAACCAAUUUACUCAAAAACUUUGAAACCAUCCGCCCUGAAAGCGCCUCCCUAUAAAGCACCCCCGCCAUACAAUGGAGAUGCAGUAUCAGCCCAAACACCGCCACCAGCUCCUGCCAAGAAUGUGUCAUUUGCCGAUUCACCGGUGCUUCUGAGGCGGAAGGUGUGCUUUGAAGAUGAGGUCCAGGAACUGCCACUAUCACCGCGUAGAACAUCUCGUGACAUUUACUCGACUCCUCCGAUCCCUCCACCAAGAGCAGAAGCAACGCGCCUCUCAACCUCCUACACAUCACCAAAAAGGUUGAGCGAUUCAGCCUCAAACCCUCCACGAGAUUUCUUGAAGGAUUUACAAAGGGUGGUAAACAAAAAGUGGCAAAUUGCCCAAAAAUGUAAGCUUGAGCCCGCCACAACUCCACACGAAGUACUCGGAUUCAGGGAUUUACCUAGCGAAAAUUAUUCAUCACACUAUUACAGGGAAUCGGCCAACGUUAGUCACUGGGUGCAGGAACACUAUGGCUCCGAGGGUCUAUAUGAGAAUCUUGGAAGCAAUAUGGGGAUAGAGCCGGUAUAUCCGAAAGCUCAGUUAGUGGUUAGUGGGUUGAUCAAGAAGCGACCACCGCCACCGCCACCAAAACGAAGUGAAAAGACACAGCUUACGACAACUGCACCGCAGCAGAGGUUAUAAGAUUGGGCCCUUCACGGGUUUUCCGACUGUCUGAUGACAGUUCGGAGAACCGUUCGUUGCAAGCGAAUGUGUAAUGGGUCCUCAUGCAAUGUUAGUGAAGUGUAAUGUAAAUAGCGAAAUGGUUUUAUGUGCAGACGGAUACAUUAGAUUUUAGCGAGUUGUUUGGUACAGUUGGUGGCGUUGGCCGGAUACAAUCUGGCCUAACAGAGAAGCAAGAGACUGGGACUAGUCAUAAUAUGACAUAUGUGAAAACGAGCGGGAGGAUCAGCUCAAAGUGCUGGCCUAUACCAUAUAGUCCGCCAUAAUGCUACGAAUGGGCAGGAUACUGCCUAAAUUUGCAAAACAGUCACAAUUGUGAUGAGUUUUACAAACAUGCAACAUAAUUUAUUGAAGUAAAAAUCGCAAAAUAUUAUGCAAAUAUACUAAAUUUAAAAUAUUUUACACAUACUAAAGACACAGAUUUGCUAAUCUUAAACUGUAUCAACUUAUUUAGUGCUUCUCGUAUACUUGAGUGAAAUUUGUUCGACACAUAGUGAAUUCCACGCAAAACGAUCUAUCAAUUUUCUAACGAAUUUUGUUCAAUGAUCAUUCGAAAGCUAUUAGAAAUGAUCAAUUAGACGUAAAUAUUAUCUACAUGUGUACGUCCUUUGUUCUCUAUUUCAAUACAGAACAUAUUAAAAAACCUUAAUUUUUCGAACACCUUGUGUAAGGUUAGGUAUAUUAUUGCUUUGAAAAAGAAACUUAUUAAGAAAGAGUGCCAUAGGCUGAAAAUACGGAUACGAAAAAUUAAGAUACAGAUAUUUAUUGUUGUAAACGAUUUGUGCUAUCUGGCAAAAAAAUCAUUAAGGGGCCGUACACAAAUGACGUAGCUUUUUUCUGGCGAUUUUCGACCCCUCCCUCCCCCCUCGUAGCAUUUGGUCACAAAAUUCUAACCUCCCCCUUGUAAUUGACGUAGCAUAUCUCUAACCCCCCCACCCCCCCCCCCCUCCCCCCGCAACGUGACCGGGAGAUGAAAAAAUUACAUAUGUUUUUCAAUUCUUUUAAAUAUAUGUCCUUACAAAAUGCUUGACGACUUUUAUCAACAUUUUCAUUAUAACAGCAAAUUACCCACAAAAGAAGCCCAUUUCAUGACAAAUAUAGUGUGGAUAGUUUUGUUUAGAAUUUUACAUGUCAUAAAGCAUGAAGAAAAGUUCACAAAGCUGCAGCUGCCAACGAUUUUAGGAAGCAUAAGCUCAACUAAAUUACUAAAUUUUCUUUGAUUGAAUCCGAAAGAAAAUUUAAUUCAGCUACCAAAAUAAGUCUACUAGUUAGAAAUAUUAGCUAACUAAUGUGAAAAUUUAAAUCCGCAUGAAAAAUCUAUCCUUUUCUUUGCGAGCCUUCCAUUCCGCGAACAGUAAAAUUUACAAAAUGAAAAACCGCGUGAAAAUCAACUUAGGAAUGGAGGAACAUUAAAUUGUUUUCUCUAAUUAAUGGGUUUUGAUGCCCGCCAAAAAAUUAAACUUAAUGCUACGUCGCACAACUUCUGACCCUACCCUCCCCCUCGUCACACUUCGUCACAAAUUUGGUGUACCCCCCCUACCCCCUAAAAUGCUACGUCAUUUAUGCAUGACCCCUAAAUGCAUUCUCACCUUCUUGCAGAAGACCAGUUAGUCUGAACCCGAACGAAUUAAAUUAUGGCUCAUUUGUUACGUGUGUUUAGUUCGAGAAAAGGUUUUAACAUUAAUUCAUCCUCAUACGACAGCUAGUAAGAUAUAGCACUCAUCAACAGAUCAGCAACAGUAAUUUAUUGAAAAAUUAAAACUUAUCUGGGAAACAAUAAUUAUACUCGAUGAAGUUUUUACAUAAAGAUAUACACAGGCAAUUUUUGAAUCAAAGGUUUUGUACUGUCCACAUAUUGGACAAUAAAUGAUUUAGAAAAAAAUAUUAAUAGAAAUUGGUGCUUUCUUAAAAAUACUAAUACAAGUAAGUGGUAACUAAAACUAAACAAUCGAACAAAACAGAAAAGACGCCAACCGCUAAUUGUUGCUUAUAUCGCAAAGUUGGAAGAAAAUUCAGAUAUCAAUCAGACCCUUCAGCGGUUUCUGAAUCGAAUGCCAACUCGUUGCUUUCGUUGCUAUACACUGACAGAUGGAAGCAGGAUGGAACAUAGAUGUGAAAUUAAUGUAUCAAAACGGAAGCAAACAAGCCGUCUCAACUAUAUAUUUUAAGUUCUUUCACUAUCAAAUGCAGCCGCAUAAAUGAAAAGGGUACAGAGUAGAAAAACAACAAUAACACUAUAAGAAAGUGUACAAAUUGGGUACUAACUGAUGUGAAUCGGAGUUUAGAGAAAAUAAUGAAUGAAGGAAAUUCAAUUUUUGUGAAUUUACAAUAAUCUAUACUCGUAAAAUAUUUCGCAAUCCUAUCUUCAUUGUAAUGAAUGCGGAACAGUUCGAACUGCGUCUAAAAAAUAAAAAGAUGAAAAAAAUGAUGUU